CAGAGGGUGGGGGUGGGACCUGUGGGGGGUGGAAGGCAGGUGGUUCCCCGGGCACUGCCUCGGAUUUGGGAGAAGAACCCGCCACCUUUGCUUCAGCAAUGCUCACAAGAAGAUAAAUCGCACUCCCCACCAUCUUGAACGGGGCAAAUUCAUAGAGAAGGUUCCUUUGGGGAAUGUAAGUCUCAUUGCGGGGCUGGGGGUGUUGGGAUCCCGGGCAUUAAUCAGGCCUAACCACAGAGCCGGAAUAAUUAAUACCGUAUUGUAUACCCCCUUUCCCUCUGCCAUCAUGGUUCUCCUUGGCAGCAGCAUUAGCAGCCGCCUGAGGGUGAAAAUGUGGGUGAUGGGGAAGUUGAUAAUGACUCCGCUGUUUUUUCUCAUGGCUCCUUUGGGCAACAGCUGCCCGCCCCCGGUAUACACUGUAGUUGAUUGCAGGGAAACCCUGUACCUUUCCCCUUCCUGCUCUACCGAUUUUGCACUUUUCUCUUUGCUCACCACCAAGUGUAAUCAAUAACAAGCACUGACAAUACAUAGCAAUAGUGAAAUCUGAAAUAACUAAGAAUUAAUUAGGUAUUACAGCCAUGGAUCUGGCUGGGUAAAAUCCAAUUGGGUAUUUCAGUUUCAUUCACCUACCCUGUUUUGGUGUUUUUUUUGGUUUGUUUUUGGUUUUGUUUUGUUUUUUUGCCUUUGAAAAGCAAGGGUCAUACUUCCCCCUCCCUGUUCCUAACCUUUUCUAAAAAGGGGGAGAAAUCCGGAUGGAUUUUAAGGAUUGGACUGGUGUCAGCUGUAUUUUAUUGCACACCUAAAUCCUGAUAAUAGGCUUUCAGUUCCCCCCAAAGCCUUUAUCUUGGCAGUUAAGCCAAAUGGGUUUUCCAGAAAAUUAGUUCAAGUAUUUUCUCCUCUUCUUUUCCAUCUUCCCCUUCCUUUUUCCAAUCUUACCCUAAACGUUGUAGUCCAAACAUGACUGGACAGCAGCUUUUGUUUCUUGACCCUGUAGUAUGACAGUCUGCUAAUAUUGCCAGAAGGUGCAGUUUUUGGGUUACAGUCCUGAUUUUAGCUAUUCAUAUUAGCAGGAAAAAAAAUGACUUGUUUCUGUUGUACUUGAGUCUUAAGAAAAAGUGCCCAUAGGUUAGUGACAAUUUCCAAAGGCUUUAGUACCACCUGUAUUUCAAAAUGGGGGACCCAAACUCCCGGAAGAAACAAGCUCUGAACAGACUACGUGCUCAGCUUAGAAAGAAAAAAGAAUCUCUAGCUGACCAGUUUGACUUCAAGAUGUAUAUUGCCUUUGUAUUCAAGGAGAAGAAGAAAAAAUCAGCACUUUUUGAAGUGUCUGAGGUUAUACCAGUCAUGACAAAUAAUUAUGAAGAAAAUAUCCUGAAAGGUGUGCGAGAUUCCAGCUAUUCCUUGGAAAGUUCCAUAGAGCUUUUACAGAAGGAUGUGGUACAGCUCCAUGCUCCUCGAUACCAGUCUAUGAGAAGAGAUGUAAUUGGCUGUACUCAGGAGAUGGAUUUCAUUCUUUGGCCUCGGAAUGAUAUCGAGAAAAUUGUCUGUCUCCUGUUUUCUAGGUGGAAGGAAUCUGAUGAGCCUUUUAGGCCUGUUCAGGCCAAAUUUGAGUUUCAUCACGGUGACUAUGAAAAACAGUUUCUGCAUGUACUGAGCCGCAAGGACAAGACUGGAAUUGUUGUCAACAAUCCUAACCAGUCAGUGUUUCUCUUCAUUGACAGACAGCACUUGCAGACUCCAAAAAACAAAGCUACGAUCUUCAAGUUAUGCAGCAUCUGCCUCUACCUGCCACAGGAACAGCUCACCCACUGGGCAGUUGGCACCAUAGAGGAUCACCUCCGUCCAUAUAUGCCAGAAUAGAGUACUGACCAGCAAAAUGGAGAAGAUCAGAGAAUGCAGCAGCAGUUUUUUUCUUGUUUUCUUAUUACUUUGUUCUUUUAGAGUUUAAAGAAAAUGGACUCAUGCACAGAACACUACGCAUUUUGAAACUUGUUCAUCCUGGAUUUUUUUUUAAUCAUUUGUAUCUCAGAACUUAAAAGCAAAAUUAGAUGUCUUCUGCACGGACUGUGUGAAAGAAGAUGCUUUGCAUAUUUGCUGCACUGCAUCAGCAUCUUACUAAAAAUGUGAAAUGAAAGGACUAUUGUACACUGAAAUGCUUAAAUGUAUCUGAAAGCACAAGGUGAUACUCAUUUUUGAUGGUCUUCCCAUUUGUGCUGGUUUUUGCCUCUUUGACAUCUGUCAUCAGUAUUUAGAGGGUGAGAAGUGAAUGUAACAGGUAUAAAUAACAUUUUUUUAAACUUAAUAGCUUUGCUAUAAUCACCGUUGUUCCGGAGCACUGUCAGAUUCAUUCUAAUGACCAGAAUGGUUGUUUAAAAAAAGAAAAUACAACCAUGGGAAAGAAAUCGUAAAUGAAAAAAAGCAUCUCAUUGUAGGCAUUCUUGCCUCAUUUUACUGGGCCAUGUUUGUUUCCUGGUACUCAUAAAUAUAGAUAUAUAUUUUUUUUUCCAGAUCUCUUUCCCCAAGUUGCUCUUAUUGAGAGUAUUCUGCUUAGUGUGGAUUUAGUUAUACACAUUAAAGCAGAUCUGGAGUCUGAAGUAGCUAAAGCAGCUAUAAAUCUGAGAAAUACAUUUAUAGCUGCAGAAACCAUGACAGGUAGAGGACUUUCCUUUUUGGUUUUUGGGGUUUUUUUUUGUUUUUAAAGAGGAGAGAUUUUUAUUACAAAGAAAAAAAUUCCAGUGAAUUGUGCAGAAAUACUGGUUUCUACACGAUCCUAAAGAAAAACUUAAGGUUUUUUGGAGUAGAAAAAAGUUGUAAAAGUUGGGAUCUUAAAAUUGUAAAAAUAACCAUUGAGUGUCAAAGUUCUAAAAGCAGAACUCAUUUUGUGCAAUGAACAUACGGAAAGACUACUGUAUAGUUUUGUUUUCUUUUAAAUGAAGAAAAGCUUUGCUUAGGGAUUGCAUACUUUUGUUGGAGUAAAUCUGAAUGAUCCUACUCCUCUGGAGUAAAACUAAUGCUUAAGAGUUUCCAAUUGUAUUUAGCUUCUGGUUGGAAUUUGAAAAAAUGAAAACCUAAAUAAAAUAGGUGAAAGUUCCCUGACUAUUCAGGUGAAUACACAAA
This is a messenger RNA of Cynocephalus volans (Philippine flying lemur), 3117 nucleotides long. RefSeq names its product chromosome 5 C6orf62 homolog (gene C5H6orf62). NCBI's taxonomy places the organism in Eukaryota, Metazoa, Chordata, Mammalia, Dermoptera, Cynocephalidae. Bases 1171 to 1860 code for a protein of 229 amino acids. The record is from RefSeq and is a predicted model, not a curated record. The transcript is spliced from 5 exons.